This is a messenger RNA of Cuscuta campestris, 4648 nucleotides long. The record is from the annotation of a GenBank genome assembly. NCBI's taxonomy places the organism in Eukaryota, Viridiplantae, Streptophyta, Magnoliopsida, Solanales, Convolvulaceae.
UUCUAAUUAACCUACACGGCUUGUAUUUUGUAAUAGUCCUAACAAUUAUCAAUAACAAACCGGGUUACAGGUGUUCCCACCUACAGCCCUUCCGACUACUUUUACUUUGUAUUUGCGUGAUAAUUUACACCAUCAAAUUGGCCCCAUCCGUGGGACCCAUUACAAAAAGUCAUGGCCAAUAACCAGGAAACCGUGAUCUCACAAAUAUCUGCCCCCGCUGAGAACGUCACUUCAUUACCGGGAGGUAGUACCCAGCAAAUGACCCAGAUUCCUACCCCCAUCAUCACCAUUCCACAACCUAUCCCAUUCACUUCCCCCGUGAACCCUGUUCCCGUUUUUCCUUCAAAUUUCCCCGGGCCCCUGGAUCCAAUGUACACCCAGGCUCUUCAGAAUUUUGGACAUUUCAUGUCCAUGUUCCAGCAACCCGGAGGGUUUUCACCUUUCAAUCCGGGAUUGUAUCCACAAUCCACGCCUCAGACUAACGUCAUUCGCUCGACAAACCUGAUCGGGGAGAUGGAUAAAGCAGGUCCAUCCCGGUCUAGGAGAAGCUGGUCCCGUAGGUCACAGACAAAGGUGACCUCGAACGGGAAUGUGCGUUCAGUCCACAGCAAGGACGAGGAUAGGGACGUCCCCCAAGCGCUCAAAAAAUUGAAGGGAAAGGAUGUUCAACCAGAAGGAUCUAGGAGGUCGGCCUUUCAAAGGCUGGGACACGAUGGUCGAAAUCAAAAUCGGUCAGCAAAGGAACGGUUGGGGGUGGAAACCAUCCCAGCUAGUGCCUUUAAUCGUGCGGGGAGAGGAACCGGACGACCUGGUCAGACCAGGCGACCAGAACCCCCCCCCCCCCCUCGCGAUGAGCCCCAGCACAGCCGGACGCCGCGAGAGGAAGAAGCCGAAAGCCACCCCAGGCACCCGACCCGUUCUCAUGCUGAACAACCUCGGGAUCGUGUGGGUCGGGUCGAGGCACGUCUGGAGAAACUACAACGCCGGGUAGACCGGGAAGAAAAGAAGAAGAUUCUGCUGAACGAAUCUCCGUUCACAGACCGGGUUCAUGAAACACCAUUUCCAAAGAAGGCGAAACUUGAAGUCCCUAAGUUCACCGGGAAGGAGGACCCGGAGAUUCACGUCAAACCCCUCCAUCAAAGUGGGCGGAUGAUGGGUCUCUCCGGGGAUGAGAAAUGUUUGCUUUUCUUUCAAACCCUCCGCGGCCGCGCCGCCGAGUGGUUUCAUAACUUACCGGCCGGUGAAAUCGAUUCUUUCGAUGAGCUGGCUGAGGUGUUUCAAGAAAAGUUUAAGGAAAACUGUACCAAGAGGAAAAAAUUCACCUACUUGAGUACAGCCGGGCAGCGAGAACACGAGGAUCUGACAAAGUUCCUUACCCGGUGGAAGGAUGAAGUUGACAAGGUGGAGGAGAUGGACGACAAAACAGCCAUGUCCCUCCUUGUGUCCUGGCUCCGGUCCGGAGAACUAUACAAAGAAUUCUGCAGGAGGCCUCCCCAAUCCUACCAAGAGGCCUAUAACACGGCUUGGGAUUAUGCUGACGCUGAGGCACAGGUGUCAUCCAAGCGGGAGGCUGAGCAGGGCCAUUCAAAAGGAAAAAUUUCCUUGAAAGAGGAGAUCGGAUUGCCCGGUAAGGUGAAAGCUGAAAUCAUGGAGGUAAAGCCGGUCAAAACAGAGAAGAAACCAACCGGAGAGAAACAGUGGACGGAGAAGUAUUGCUCUUUUCACAAAACUGACUCCCAUAACACUGCAGAGUGCAACAGUGUGAAAGGAGUAAUAAAGCAGAUGAUCGAGGCCGGGGAGAUUGAUCCUGAAUAUCUGACUCAGGCCAAACAAAAGAAAAACCAGUGGAUCAGGCAUGAAGGACAGCCGGCCGAGCAGAACAAGAAGAAGAAAACAGCCGGUAAGGAGCACUUGCAAGUCAUCUACGGCGGACCAGAAGGGGGAGACUCUGCUUCCCAAAGGAAGAAAUGGGGGCGAGAGCUCUAUGUAGGAACGGUGGCCCUCAAUCCCCGCAGUGUUAACGUUUUGUACCUGGAAGCAUUUGAGAAGCUCAAGUUGUGUCGAACACGGCUUGAGCCCUUAAAGACUCCCCUGUCUGGGUUUACCGGGGACUCAGUUGAAGCUGCAGGGUCGAUUCUUCUAACUUGUGAGCUGGGCACAGGCGACCAGGUCGUCCAAAAGCAAAUGAGGUUUGUAGUUGUGAACAUCAAAUGUGUUCACAACGCUAUUUUGGGCCGGCCUGGGAUAAACAAGGUUCGAGGGGUCAUCUCCAUGGCCCACCUCUGUAUGAAGUUCUAUACCCCGGGCGGUAUAGGACAAGUCAGAGGGGAUCAAAAGAAGGCUCGGCAUUGCUAUCUGGAGGCAGUAAAGAAAAUGAUGAAGGCCUUUGAGAGAGUCACUUUGGUCUCUCAAGAAGAAGACCGGUCAAAGCUGGAACCGGGUGAUGAGACCGAGCAGAUCGUUCUCCGGGAAGCCUUCCCAGAAAAAAUGGUACGGAUCGGAAGAGAUCUGCCCGGAGGACUUCGAGAUGAAAUCAUCUCAGUUCUUCGGGAAUAUGCAGAUAUUUUUGCUUGGAGUGUGGCAGACAUGCCGGGCAUUGACCAUUCUGUCAUAUGCCAUCGCUUGGCUGUGAUGGAAGGGAGCCGGCCAGUGAAGCAAAAGAAAAGGCACUUGGCUAACGUCCGGAGGGACUUUGUGAAAAAAGAGUUCAAAAUAGAGUAUAAACCAAGGACUGCGAUUGAGGGUCAAGCUUUGGCAGACUUCCUCGUUGAACUGACCGGUCUGGAGCCCGAAGCCGGACCUUCCCAAACGGUCGAACCGUGGUGGGAUAUGGCCGUUGAUGGAGCCUCUGGACCGAAGGGAUGCGGCGCCGGCGUAGUCUUCACUACCCCGGAGGGAUUCAAAAUCUACCAUGCCCUGAUCUUCAACUUCAAGCUCACCAACAAUGAGGCGGAGUAUGAGGCGCUGGCCGGUGGCCUCAGGUUAGCCCGGACACUCGGAAUAAAAAGGAUGAAGAUCCGUUCCGACUCAAGUCUAGUGGUCGGACAGGUCAAUGGGGAGAUGGAAGUAAAAGAGGAUCGCCUGGCCCGGUAUAGUGAUCUGGUCCGAGCGCUUCUAAGGGAAUUAGAAGAGUUUCGUCUGACUAGAAUACCCCGGUCGGAAAACGCUGAUGCAGACAUGCUUUCAAAAUUAACGCAAGCUUGCCCAGAGCAUGUGUCAACAUUGGCGAAAAUUGAGAUACUAGACGUACCGAGUACAGACCGGUUUGAAGUCGCGGCCAUCCAACCGGGCCAAACUUCAGCGACCGGGAUAAUCGGGGCAGACGAUGACUGGAGAUACGAACUCAUGGAGUAUUUGGAGACCGGUCAGAAGCCUGAUGACGAGGAACGAGCCAGGAAGGUAGUCUUACGGGCUCCACGUUUCCAGGUAAUCGAUGGUCAUCUAUACAAACGUGCCAUUGGCGGACCACUCUUACGUUUCUUGACCAACCCGGAGGCUGAACGGGUAAUAGCUGAGGUGCACGAGGGAGUUUGUGCAGCCCAUCAAAUGUCCCGCACUUUGGCUCAAAGGAUAAUCCUACUAGGCUACUACUGGCCGACCAUUGUUGGGGAUUGUGAGAGGUAUGUCCAGAAAUGUAGGACGUGCCAGGUUUUUUACAAACAUCCCGGUAGACCGGCCACUUAUUACCAACCAACCUCUAAUGUCAUACCGUUUGCCCCAUGGGGGAUUGACAUUAUUGGAGCCUUCCCGGUUGCCCAAGGCGGAAAGAAGUUCGUGAUGGUGGCUAUUGAUUACUUCACCAAAUGGAUUGAGGCUGAGGCGAUGGCCACCAUAACCGUACGGCAGUGUGAGAAAUUCGUUUGGAAAAACAUUAUCACCCGGUUUGGUGCCCCUAAAUUCAUUAUCACUGACAACGGACCCCAGUUUCGCAAUCCCCGGUUCACUGCGUACCUUGCUAGCUUCGGGGUCAAGCACAGCAAGGCCUCGGUAGCAUAUCCGCAGGGAAAUGGCCAAGUCGAAAACGCCAACCGGACAAUUGUGGACGGUCUAAAAAAGAGGGUGACUUCAAGAAGAGCAACUGGAGAGACUCCUUUCGUGCUAACUUACGGAUGCGAAGCCCGGUUACCAGUGGAAGCAGAAAUACCAACGUUUAGAGAAACUGUCUACCAGCCCGGUCUGAAUGAGAUCGACCACUUGGCUGAACAGAACCUGGUGGGAGAACGAAGAACCAUAGCUGCUGUCAAGAUGGCCGGUUAUCAGCAGUCAAUAAAACGGUAUCAUGACAACCGGGUAGGGCCGCAGUACUUCCAAGUACAUGACGAAGUCUUACGUAGAAGGGAUGCUAGUAAGCCUAAUGAGAGGGGCAAGCUGGUACGAAACUGGGAAGGGCCCUAUCGCAUAAAAGCAAUUGUCAGACCGGGCACUUACCAGUUGGAGACUAUGGAAGGCGGCCGGGUCGAGCGACAUUGGAACUCUCACCACUUGCGUAAAUUUUAUAGAUAAAGUGCAAUGAGCUCCCGGUCAAUAAUAAACUGUUCUUUCCAGAAAAGAUUGUUCUCAUACAACCGGUUAUUGGUUACGCACUAAUCUACCCGGUUAGAUUUCCAAUCGAAUUGGACACGCUAAAAAAAAAAAAAAGAGACCGGUC